Thalassophryne amazonica is the source of this 1010-nucleotide messenger RNA. RefSeq names its product ribosomal protein S2 (gene rps2). NCBI's taxonomy places the organism in Eukaryota, Metazoa, Chordata, Actinopteri, Batrachoidiformes, Batrachoididae. Gene Ontology annotation, molecular function: RNA binding; structural constituent of ribosome. The transcript has 7 exons. Gene Ontology annotation, cellular component: cytosolic small ribosomal subunit; ribosome. Bases 135 to 974 code for a protein of 279 amino acids. Gene Ontology annotation, biological process: translation. The record is from RefSeq and is a predicted model, not a curated record.
UAAAAUACUUGAGCCCAGCAGAUGUUGCUAUGUUUAUUUUUUUUCCCUUUAAGGAAAUAUCGCGAUAAUAGGUGCUAAUAAAAUCUGACUCAUCAUCUCGCGUGCCUUCUUCUUCCUGUUUUACCCAUCACCAAAUGGCGGACGACGCCGGUGGUAGAGGAGGUUUUCGUGGUGGUUUUGGCGCUGGCGGCCGUGGUAGAGGCCGUGGACGCGGGAGAGGCCGCGGCAGAGGCCGCGGUGCCCGUGGCGGCAAGUCCGAAGACAAGGAGUGGGUGCCGGUCACCAAGCUGGGCCGUCUGGUUAAGGACAUGAAGAUCAAGUCCCUGGAGGAGAUUUAUCUCUAUUCUCUGCCUAUCAAGGAGUCUGAGAUUAUAGACUUCUUCUUGGGUUCUGGUCUCAAAGAUGAGGUGUUGAAGAUCAUGCCUGUCCAGAAGCAGACUAGGGCUGGACAGCGUACCAGGUUCAAGGCCUUUGUUGCCAUUGGUGAUUACAAUGGGCAUGUGGGCUUGGGAGUGAAGUGCUCCAAGGAGGUGGCUACAGCCAUCCGUGGGGCCAUCAUCUUAGCCAAGCUGUCCAUCGUCCCUGUCAGGAGAGGUUACUGGGGUAACAAGAUCGGCAAGCCUCACACGGUGCCCUGCAAGGUCACGGGUCGUUGUGGUUCUGUCCUGGUGCGUCUCAUCCCAGCCCCUCGUGGUACUGGCAUUGUGUCUGCCCCUGUGCCUAAAAAGCUGCUCAUGAUGGCUGGUAUUGAUGACUGCUACACUUCUGCCAGGGGCUGCACUGCCACGCUUGGCAACUUUGCCAAGGCUACCUUUGAUGCCAUCUCAAAGACUUACAGCUACCUGACCCCAGAUUUGUGGAAGGAGACUGUCUUCACAAAGUCUCCCUACCAGGAGUUCACUGACCAUCUGGCCAAGACUCACACCAGGGUGUCUGUGCAAAGGGGCCAACCAGUCCAGCCCCCUACUGCCUAAACUUUUGUACAUGUUGAAUAAACAUUCUGAACCAUC